CUCUCCCCGCAAAAGGCCACCGCGACGCGACCGCGUACGGGGGCCGAGCCGCGACCGUGCAGGGCAGCAGCAGAGGGGAGAGGAGAGAGGAGGAGAGGAGUCGCCAGGAAGCAACCGCGGGGAAGCAGCAGCACUGAAGCAGCGCGGAGAAAAAAAAUUCCGGAGUGAUUUCUGCUCCCCCUGUUGGCUGGCUCCGUGAGCUCUCGGCGCCCGCUUGCCUGUGAGCUUCGAUCGAGCCCGCUCGGCGAGGCAGGCGCCCGAUCGCCGCGCUCCGGGUUGGGGGCGUCGGAUGGAGCCGUACGGGGCGGCGAAGGGCGGCGGGGGCGACGCCGGCACCGGCUUGGAAGAGUCGAUGCGGAGGCUGGGGCUCGGCGGCGGGGACGGGGACGGGGACGCGAAGCUGCCGGAGCGGCCGGGCGAGGUGGACUGCGCCUACUACAUCCGCACGGGCUCCUGCGGAUACGGGGAGCGCUGCCGCUACAACCACCCCCGCGACCGCGAUCGGGCCGCCCCGGUUAAUGGAGUUGGAAGGACUGCAGGUACAGUGGAGUACCCGGAGCGACCAGGACAGCCACUUUGUGAGUACUAUGCGAAGAAUGGGACCUGUAAAUUUGGUUCCAAUUGCAAGUUCGAUCAUCCCAGGGAAGGUGGUUUUGUACCUGUGGCAUUAAACAGCAGUGGGUUCCCUAUACGUCAGGGUGAAAAGGAAUGCUCCUAUUACAUGAAAACCGGGCAUUGCAAGUUUGGAGCUACAUGUAAAUUCCAUCACCCAGAACUUGGUUUUCUUUCAGAGGCGCCUACCAUGUAUCCGCCAGUGCAACCAUCGCCUCUUUCCUCCCCCCAUCCAUAUCCACAUCUUGCCAAUUGGCAAAUGGGGAGGCCUCCUGUUGUGCCAGGGUCAUUUUUACCAGGCUCGUAUCCACCAAUGAUGCUUCCACCUACACUUAUGCCAAUGCAAGGAUGGAACCCUUAUAUUUCACCUAUGAACCAAGUUGCGCCAGCUGGGGGACAGCAAACUGUUCAAGCCGGACCACCUUAUGGCAUGUCGCACCAGGGGCCUAGCUCUGCAGUAACUUAUGGCAGUCAUUAUGCACAGCUGUAUUCUUCAACUGGGACUUCAAGCAGCAACAUACAAGAAUAUACCUUACCAGAGCGGCCUGGGCAGCCUGAAUGUGAACACUACAUGAAGACAGGAACCUGUAAAUAUGGAGCUGCCUGCAAAUACCAUCAUCCUCAAUACUUCAGUGGACCAAAAUCUAAUUGUGUGCUUAGCCCUCUUGGUCUUCCACUUCGUCCUGGUUCUCAGCCUUGUAGUUACUAUGCACACCAUGGCUUUUGCAAGUUUGGGCCGACAUGCAAGUUUGAUCACCCAAUGGGUACUCUAAACUAUAGUCCUUCAGUGUCGUCACUUACUGAUGUGCCAGUUGCUCCGUAUCCUCCCAGUUUGCCUCUUACUCCUAUGGCUCCAUAUCCGUCACCUUCUGAUCUGCGGCCACAAUACACUCUAACCAAGGAUUCCUCUGCUAAUCCACCAGCAGUUCCUGGAACUACUUAUGGACCUGUUGGGACAAUAUCAAAGGUUUAUGCUCCGCACACGCUUAUCCGAUCCCCAACAUCCGCAGCUGCUGGCAUGCAAGCGUGAUAGGAAGCCAGCGUGGAGAGCUCUAGUCCCCUUUCUGUCAUGAAGAUGUAUCUUCAGCAAGCUUAUCUGGACUUUCUGCCAUAGGUGAAAUGAGGUCUCGGAUUCUUUUUUGCUCCAAUUCGACUCCCCAUCGAUUGUGAAUAAAGGCUGCAGCUGACAUAGAAAAGGCUGAAUAAAUGCAAAGAUAGGAAUUGGCAAGCUCAUUCACUUGCCAUUUUUCUGUCCGUCUCUGAAACAAGAGAAGGGAGAGAAUUCUGAUUGUAGUUCAGAGCUCCGUUGUUAUCUCGUACAUAAUUAACGGAGCAGGCCAGUAGAUGCACCGUCGGAGGGGACUAAUUAUCUUCUGGAAGCUAAUGGGUUUCGCAGCCCUUUCCCAAACCUUUUGUUUAUCUCAUCAUCAUCAUCAUCAUAUAUAUAUAAAUAUGUAUAUCCCCGGAACAGCAACUAUGACUUCCGCAAUAUGUAUAUCCAAAGUUCCAAACUGGGAAUACGGGACACAUUGUAACGAGACACUUGGAACCCCUUAAUUCGACCAUCUGAAACCAUUCGCUGGUCAUUUAUCGUCAUGUAUUUUGUUCUGUUGUACUUU
Setaria italica (foxtail millet) is the source of this 2231-nucleotide messenger RNA. Its product is annotated as zinc finger CCCH domain-containing protein 5. Gene Ontology annotation, molecular function: mRNA binding; metal ion binding. Lineage: Eukaryota; Viridiplantae; Streptophyta; Magnoliopsida; Poales; Poaceae. The record is from RefSeq and is a predicted model, not a curated record. The transcript has 7 exons. The coding region runs from base 290 to 1642 and encodes 450 amino acids.